Molecule: messenger RNA, 4757 nt
Organism: Coffea arabica (coffee)
Lineage: Eukaryota; Viridiplantae; Streptophyta; Magnoliopsida; Gentianales; Rubiaceae
Biological process (GO): regulation of gene expression
Cellular component (GO): peroxisome
Molecular function (GO): RNA nuclease activity
Source: RefSeq, a predicted model, not a curated record
GUGAGGAGUGUAGAAUGGUUUGCAAUCUCUAAAUCUUCUGAACACCAGACCAUGACCAUGCCAGUCUUCCUACGUCAAUCCCAACAACUCUCACCCCACCAUCCCAUCACCUUGCUUCUUAACCCUUCAGGAGUCACCACCACUCCAAAUUAUUUCCUCUAGCCACUUUCUCCCCUCCCAUUAACCAAUUCAAUUAGGACUUUACCCAACCAAAAUCUGAUCUGCUAAUUGAAUAAUUCUGCCAUCCAAGAUAAAGGAAAGCCCAUCAAUCUUUGCCCACAAUCAGACAACAAUUGUUUUGUAAAUUAGAAUCUGGGUUUUGUUUAAUAAUGGGCGGGGCAGGAGGAAACGUCGGGGCAGAGCAGCCGGGGGUGGCGGAGCCGCAGUAUGCCGCGGCGAAGAUAUCGGUUUGGUGGGAUAUAGAGAAUUGUCAUGUGCCUAAAGGAUGCGAACCCCACAUGAUCGCUCAGAAUAUAAGCUCUGCCUUAGUCAAGAUGAAUUAUUGUGGGCCGGUUUCGAUAUCUGCUUAUGGUGAUACUACUAGAAUUGGAUCUUCUAUCCAGCAGGCUCUAAAUAGUACUGGGAUUGCUCUCAAUCACGUCCCUGCAGGGGUUAAAGAUGCAAGUGAUAAGAAGAUACUGGUCGACAUGUUAUUCUGGGCAGUUGACAAUCCUGCACCUGCCAAUUAUUUGUUGAUUUCUGGUGAUCGAGAUUUUUCGAACGCACUUCACCAAUUGCGCAUGCGGAGAUAUAAUAUACUUUUGGCACAACCUCAAAAAGCAUCUGUUCCUCUUCUAGCUGCAGCAAAAAGUGUAUGGCUCUGGACAAGUCUUGUGGCUGGAGGACCUCCACUUACUAGUAGUGAAGCAUCCCAAUUUGUGAAUAACAGCUUUGGGUUUUCUUCCAAUGGUGACAAAUUACAUGUUCCAGUUUCUGAUUCGAUUCAGAUAAAUCAACCCCCAGAUUCAUUUUAUGAUAGUCCCCAUUUGGGAAAUCAGAGGUUCCCAAAUAUGGGAAGGGGAACAGAUAUAAAAAACAAAGGAAGACAAAUUCGGAGAAACUUGACUCAACCAAUUAUGCCAAGAACUUCAAGCACACAAGAUGACCUUGACAAUGGAAACCCGCAAAGAUCAGGAUAUGGGCUUCCUAAACACUUUAAUGAUUUGCAUGAGUUUUCUGCUACUCAGAAUCCCAAGGUUCCAUUUAGUGGACCCUCCCCUAGUUUGAUUAAUCCAGAUCCUUUUCCAAAUAAUAUCAGUAUUCCUCAUAGCUCUCAACAAAUUCACUAUCCUAUUCCAGUUAGGCCGAACAACCUUCCUUCUCAGCUUGCAUUGCCUCCUGGUAACUUUUUACCGCCUAACUCUCAUAUCCAGUAUCCUUCACAUACAAUGCCUCCUGGUCCUCCCCGACCUGAUGCAUUGAGCUUUACCUCGGGACCCUUUACAUCUGUGCCUGAUAUUGGUAAGAUAAACAUUUCUGAAUACCCUAACAACCACAAGCCUUCUACUUGGAAUGGAGGAGAGCUUAGACAAACAUCUAUGACAGAACCUACCAACUAUGCCAAUUCAUACAGGCCUCAGAAAGGGCAAAAUUUGCAGAAGAAACCACCGGCGCCCCAUGAAUUAGUUGGAAAUAGGUAUCCAAGCCCUAGUCAACAGAUUCCACCACCACCUGCCCCAGAAGUUGGUAACACUAGUGUCUCUAUAUCUGAGAGUGGUGUUUGGGGAACUCCAGGAUGUCCUAAACCUUCUGAAUAUAUUCAAGGCCUUAUGGGGGUAGUUUUACUUGCAUUGAACACACUAAAAAAUGAGAAGCUUUUGCCUACUGAAGAGCACAUUUCCAAUUGCAUUCGUUAUGGAGAUCCCAAACAUCGCAACACUGAUGUUAAGAAGGCUCUUGAGUGUGCUGUUGAGCAGCAGCUGGUAGUUAAGCAGACCUUAGGUGCUGUGCAGCUGUAUGUUGGUAAGAAUGAGAGACUAUGGAACUGUAUAAACCUCGGGGAUACUAAUAUAAAGCAAUAUCCAAAAACAACUUGGGAUGAAAUCCAGAAAUUUCUGUCAUCAUCUUCUGGACGAACUGCAAUACUAGCUACUCAGUGCAGGUAUGAAGCAGCUACUGUCAUAAAGAGAACAUGCUUAAAAGAUCUUACAUUGGGAGAAAUUCUGCAGAUCUUAAACAUGGUAAUAUACAUGAAAAGAUGGAUUAUGCAUCAUCAAUCAGGAUGGCAACCGAUUAAGAUUGUUCUUGCAGAGACCUACCCUGAAACAGGGGUGGCCGCUGCUUCAUAAUUUCAUGUUAAACUAGUUAUGGGAGGGGAUAGAGCCUGAGGAUGGUGAUGGAUUUAUGUCUUCAAAAUGGUGGUUUGGAGUUAUAAAUAGGCUCUAUGUGGUCCACCUCCCACCUUCCUAAAGAAUACUUGGAUGUUUUGAGUAGCUGCGUUUAAGUUUAAUUAAAGGAUAGACGACUGGGUCGAUGUUUAGUUCAUAUCUGGACAUGGUUUGCGUGUUUCUGUAGAUUUUGGGACAAUGGUAGCUCUGGUUGGCCAGAGUUUAACGAAUUCACGCAGGAUGUAAAUUUGGGAAAAUUGGAAACCAGUUGUGAGCUGGGCUGGUGUCGGUGCCAGGUCCUGAUUAUGACACUUCAGUGGAUACUGUCAAGUUGUUUUUCGGAUGCUUCUUUGUUGUAUACGUUCUUUGCGGGGAUGUUUCUCAUCAACUCAUGCUCUAUUACAAAUGUACUGAAUUUUGAAGGAAGUUGCUAGAUGGGAAAGUUGUAGGAGCUCUUUGGAAAGAGAUUCUUUUGGAAAGUCAUCUGUACUUGGAACGUCUGGAAAUUACUGUUGUACAAGGCAUAAAGGCUUUUGGUUCAUUCGUCCCGGAUAAGAUAAUUAUGUCGUGGAAACUGAUAAUGAUAGGUAUGCUUGCUGAUAGUUUACGUGAAAUUAAUUAAGAGCUACAAGCUUGCGAUGUGGCCUUUUACAUCAUGCACUGGAGCUUAAGGUAAAAGGGACUUGAAUGAAGACGGUUUAGAUAAUACUUACUUUUUUGGGAAGAAUUAGAAGGUACAAUGAAGUAAGGGGACACUUUUGAGCAGCCAAAAGGAUGAGCCAGUUAUCACCUGAACUCCUAAACCUGGGAGUUAAAUUAAAGGUAAAAAAUCUACAUACAACAGAAUUUACAGAACGAAUGACAGGCAGCUGACAGCAGAUUGUUCAAGGCAUAUGCAAUUUGCAGAGUAUGAAAGAUACGGCAACUGGAUUGGAUCAAUGAAAAUUGUGGUAUGCUGGUUAUAUCUUGUAUGUAUAGUAUAAUUGAGCUAUAUUGAAGCAUGUUUAAAGCAGGUCCAACAUUGUUAUUAUGUUGAUCCUUCUUCUAGAUGCAUGUGUACACUCAAGUGGGAAAAAAUUGUGCGAGCUUCUGAUGGCAACCUGCUUCACUUGUAUCUAUUGUAAUGACAUAAAUCAUGACAUAGUUGUCAAUGACUAGCUCUUGUGAUGUCUGUGAGAAGGUUUAAUGUUUUUGAAUCUUCAGACUAGAAUUAUUAUUAUUAUUAUUAUUACUAUUAUUUUUGGCUGCCUCUGUGGAGUAGUUGGGAAUUUUCGUGAUUGUUGUACGUGGAAUUUCCACGUAUCAUGUUCACUUUUCUUGUGAAAGGGCAAAAUCUGAACCGUGUAGUUUGUCUGCAUUGAGGUUAAGGCUUGCUCUUUGGGACGGAUAAAUGCAUCUAGUUUGGUUUAGAUUCUGGAUUAAUGACUUAAACAGAAGUAGACCGGUGGACAUGGUCCUGUGCUAAUCAUUCUUCUCCUAGUCUCUGGGUUUUCAUGCUGUGUAAUUUGUAUCUUCAGGCUUCAGCUGGGAUUUUGGAUCAUUCUUGCCUAGUCUUUGUGGUGGUGUACUUUGUUUCUUUAGCUGGGAUUAUGAUGACAACAUAACCUCGUAAUGUGAGCUCUUUUAUGCAGGCGGGCACUUGUUUGCUGUAAUUGCUAUUGGAUUCUUCAGUCAUGCACAUGCACUUAGGUAUCCAAAACAUGAUCUUGUGUAGUAACAUGGGCCAUGCGGUAGAUUAAGUCUUUCUGCGUGAUUGCGUACAUUUACUAAGGUAAAAGCUUAAAGGCCAGUUUAAGAAAUCGCAGCAGUUUUCUCUGGCAAAUUGCCAUAUGCUAGGUCUUAGGUUCACAACAUUCAAAAUUAUUUUUUUCUCCAGUUUCUGCUAAUUUCUUGCAGCUAACGAGAACCGUCCUAGUUAUUCUUUUCUUGGUUUCGUCUCCAAAACCACACGGGGCCAUGCUUUUUCUUUCCCCAACCUGAUGAUGCUCUUUUCUGUGCGUCCAAUUCGAAGGAAGGAAGGAAGGAAGAUUCAUGCGACAGCCAACGGUCAUUGUCUGUGGUUGUUGGACGUGUUGCACGUUUGACGCAAGGAGGAGGGAAAAAAGCAGUGAAGGAGGCAGGCAUACAUGGUACAGGACUAAUGACUUGUCCACUGACUUUGGGCAUUGACGCUCAAGUCUCACCCAUUGGAGUCAAGAAAGCAGCAUGAGUUGCUUGGUCCAUCAAAUUGCCCGGUGGGGUGGAAAGUGGAAAGUGGGAGUUGUGUGAGUCCUACUACUUAAUAGUGCAUAAUCAUUUUGUGCUUUGUAUGGCUAUAUUCCAUUACCUAGUUGCACAAAUUGAGAUGGUAUGCAAGCCAAGCCAACUGGUGUGUCACUUAAAUGAUACCAGGUUUGGUUAUUGAAUAAAAUUUUCAUAUUGGGUUUUGAA